Molecule: messenger RNA, 1011 nt
Organism: Cyphellophora europaea CBS 101466
Lineage: Eukaryota; Fungi; Ascomycota; Eurotiomycetes; Chaetothyriales; Cyphellophoraceae
Exons: 3
Coding region: 1-1011 (336 amino acids)
Molecular function (GO): acireductone synthase activity
Source: RefSeq, a predicted model, not a curated record
AUGGUUUCCACCCGGUCCACCAAAAGGCGCUCGCGAAGCCCGCCGGCGACCGUGGAAGUGGAGCGCCCGACUAAGAGCCCAAAGGUAGUGAAAAAGUCGGCGCCCGUUCCGAAGCAAUCUUUUGAAGGCGUGCAACUCGUCCUGCUGGACAUAGAGGGCACCAUCUGCCCCAUAACAUUUGUCAAAGAUACACUGUUCCCAUACGCCCUCUCUGCCCUCCCCAAAGUCCUUGCCACCUCCUGGACUUCUCCCACUUUUGCCCCCUACCGCGACGCCUUCCCCGCCGAAGCGCGCGCCAACCCGGACGCCUUCUCCGCCCACGUCGCCGACCUCACCGCCCGCGACGUGAAAGCCGCCUACCUCAAGAACCUGCAGGGCUACCUGUGGGAAGACGGCUACAAGUCGCACGCGUACUCCACGCCCAUGUACGCGGACGUGCUGGACUUCCUAGAUCGGUGGCCAACAUCGCCAUCACCACCGCCGCCAGUCCCUACCCCUGCCACCUUCUCUGCCGCUGCAGACACGAAUGGAGCGAACGCGUCCCUCGAGCAGCCGUCGCCGGACACUACCACCCCCACUGACCAAGCCCAAGCCACAGAGCAAACUCGGCAACGGCAAGUCGCCAUCUACUCGUCCGGCUCCAUCUUCGCACAGAAACUGCUGUUCGAGCACAUCCGGGACCCCUCCACCUCCACUUCCUCCACGACCAACACACCCAACCCCACAAUCCUCGAUAAACGGCCCCUCAUAACCGCCUGGUACGACAUAAGCAACGCCGGCCCCAAGCACUCGCCCGCCAGCUACAGCAAGAUCGCGACCGACCUGAAACGCCAGCCUCAGGAGAUACUGUUCCUGAGCGACAAUGUGCAGGAGGUGCGCGCGGCGCUCGAGGCGGCCAUGAAGAGCGUGGUGGUGGAGCGAGAGGGGAACGCGCCGCUGUCAGAACAUGAUCGCGAGGAACUCGAGGUCGUGGACGGGUUUGGGACGUUGAGUGAGCGGUUGGGAAUCUGA